AUGGCUAUUGUGAAUAACCACCCCGAAGAAACUCGUGAAGCUCUCUUGAAAACCGACCCUAAACUCUCAACAAAAGAAGUAGUUCUCGACGAUAAAUACGCAGCCGUUGCGCCUGAAGCCUCAAUUCAGGCCACCAAAGCAAGUCUUGAAGCAAAACAUCAUGAAGUCACGAUUCUUGAAACAAGAGAAGAUGCGUUUGAAUUUUUGAAGAACUUAAUUCCUAAAGGAAGCUCGAUCAACAAUG
Racocetra persica is the source of this 244-nucleotide messenger RNA. The record is from the annotation of a GenBank genome assembly. NCBI's taxonomy places the organism in Eukaryota, Fungi, Glomeromycota, Glomeromycetes, Diversisporales, Gigasporaceae.